Molecule: messenger RNA, 1819 nt
Organism: Drosophila innubila
Lineage: Eukaryota; Metazoa; Arthropoda; Insecta; Diptera; Drosophilidae
Exons: 4
Coding region: 50-1621 (523 amino acids)
Source: RefSeq, a predicted model, not a curated record
UGCUUGUUGUUUGUUUCCAGUUUCCAAAUAAAAGUCAAAUCGUUUGUUAAUGCUUGGCAUAUCCCGACAUUUAAAACGAACCCUAGGCAAAUUAUUCAGAAACUGCAGCAGUAGCAAAAUGGACAACAUAUGCUGUGAUCUUGGAGAUUUCUGGCCAAAUCCAGAAACCGGCAAAUUUCCGCUUCUCAGUGAUUUUGCAAAGGAACAUUUGGAAAAGUGCACGGAGCUGACAAAGCCGACCACCAAGGCAGAUGCUGUGGAUUUGGACAAGUUCAUGGAAAUAUCCGAGAAGUUUCCCGCUAAGUUUGGCACAGAUAACUGUAGGGUGAAGUCUCAGCCCAAGGAGCGCCGUCAGCGGAUACGUGAGCAGAUUGCAUCCGCCUAUCCGAUUAUACACGAGUUCACGCUCUUUCUGUACUUGAACUUUCUGGAGCACAAGCAAAAGUUCGGCAAUUCCAAGGAACUGAGUGUCUACAAAAACCUAACGAUUUCUGAGUUUGUGCAGCGUUUGCUCGACAAGCGCUGUGUAUACUUCUUCGGUGGCAACGACGAUUACAAGCUCUUGGACGGCAGUGGAGGAUAUGAAGGCUUCGAGCAGAUUGGCACCGAUGAGGAGAAGGCGCCUCUUUUGCUGCAGAAUGUGCUCAGCUAUGAUGAGAUAAAGCUGGCAGCCUUGCUCUACGUCUCAACGCACUCGGAGUUCAUUAACAACGGGACACGGUCCAAUGCGGGCGUUGUGGAGCAGGACAAGUCCAAGAUUGAAGUUGAGGGCGUCAUUAUGGGUCUUAUUGGUGCACGUUUCGAGCGGGAUCAUGUCAUGGAGUGCGAGGACAUUUUAAUUACAAAAGAGCAAAACACUAAAGCUCAUGGUUAUGGAUCUAAUGGCAGUUCUACUGUCGCUUCCAGCCGUGUCCAGGACUAUCGACGCAUUUGGCGUGAGUUCUAUCAGGAGCCCAGGGACUUUUGCUAUGACGACAUCAAGGCGGAUAACAAGCGCUUCCUCUCCAUGGGAAAUGGAAUGUUCGACAAUGUUGUCAUGAGCAAACGCUAUGCGAUCAGCUUUGAUUCAUUGCUGCUGGAGGCGGAGGCCCGAGCUGCAGCGGCUGGAAAGCCAGCAUAUAUACACGUUGUGGGCUUUGGUCUCGGCGUUUGGAAGAUCACCCAACGGCAGGAGGAAAUCUUUUACGAAACCUUUGAGCAACGUUUGCGUGCACUUGGCCCUCGUCUUCUGCACAUUGGCGUCGUGCAUUUCUCUUGGUUCCAUUUGGACACCUGGUGUGGCAUCUAUGAUGGCGCCAUCAUAGAGCAACCAAUGCAUCCUCAAGGUGGCAUUCGGGUGCGCAUCUCUACACGCAAUCCAGCUGAUAAGUUGACAGAGAAUAUGCUGCCCAUUGUCACUUAUGCCUGGGAUGGGAAUGCUCUGCCAGGCAACGAGUUCUGGGCGGGUAUGCUGGUCAGUACUGGAGAUCCGGCUGCUGCUUGCUCCACAUUGAUUACCGAACUGCAGAAUUCUCACAUCAACAAGGAUUACAUGAGUGGCAACAAUCUCCACAUUGCUUCAAUGCAACACGGCGUACUCCACAUUGCCGACUAUGCAAAGACUCUCCUCUCUCGAUCCUAGACAAAACGCCAAGACCAUAUACAUAUAUACUCUAUAUGAUCAAAUUGUAAUUUCUUAUUUUGGUUUAUUUACCUGCCAUUAUUGUACUUGUGUAAUUUACGCUUACAGCGAUUUUUCGAACUGUGUAUUUUUUAUGCGUGAUAAAGUUAAACUUUUUGUAAUUUUAAUACUUAAACUUAUUGAAACUGCUUUUUGAAA